AUGGCGAUGUGUAAAAGUGCUUCUAAGACAUCUGUACCGCGUCGAGGGAUCCGUCUAAUUUUAGUGACAUUUGGUAUUAUUUUAGUGGUGAAUGGGUUUUAUUAUAGCCAUGAACAUGUGACAGGUAUUGAGAUUUCCAAAGGAAACGUUUCUCGUUUCAUCUUGAAUGACCGAGAAAAUGGAGCACAAGGGAACUACACUGAGACAACGAUUAAGCAAGAUGGUUACAAGCCGGACUUGCCUGUUUGUUAUACUAAUUAUUCAGCUUUAAAAGGACGUGAAACUCUUACAAUGACGUCACAAUCUUUAACUUCACUGGAAUCCAUUUUUCCCAGUAGCCAUGUUGGUGGACGUUUUAAGCCUACUGGGUGCAGAUCAAAGUCUAAGAUAGCUAUUAUCUUACCUUUUAGAGAUCGAGAAACUCAUCUAAAGAUUUACCUUUUCAAUGUUAUACCGAAGCUCAUAAGACAAAAUGUAGAUUUCACGAUCUAUGUUGUUGAACAGGCUCCAGGAUCUCAUUUCAAUCGAGGAAUGAUGCGGAAUGUUGGAUUUGCCGAGGCCAGUAAAAUAGCUGAUUAUGAUUGCUUCAUCUUCAAUGAUGUCGAUUCUAUCUUUGAAGAUGACAGAAACAUAUUCAAGUGUGGAAAUGAUAAUAAGAUACGCCACCUGGUGACGGGGGUCGAUGUUUUCAAUUACAAGUUAAAAUAUUCUAUAUUGGUCGGUGGAAUCAUAGCAUUCACUCCACAACAAUUUAGAAAGGUGAAUGGCUACUCCAACUUUUAUUUUGACUGGGGUGCUGAGGAUGAUGAUAUCUAUUACAGAAUACAGAGAGAAAAAAUGGAAAUAGAGCGCCCAGACAACAAAACAACAGUUGGAUUUAUGUCCACAUUAAAACAUACACGAGACCCAGAGGUUCAUUACAGGUUUGAUAUUUUAUACUCGAGGAAUAACGUAACAUCACAAGUUGAUGGCAUAAACUCGUUAAAAUACACAGUAAAGAUGAUAACCUCUAAAAAACUUUUCACUUGGAUUUACGUGUCUGUGGACGAGAAUGAAGUAUUGCAGGGCUUGGAUAGUCGCAUUCGAAGGAAAAUCUCGGCAUACAGAGGAGCAAGAACAAAAACAUAAUGACUGUCCUGUCC
This is a messenger RNA of Ylistrum balloti, 1142 nucleotides long. Its product is annotated as beta-1,4-galactosyltransferase 4-like. Gene Ontology annotation, biological process: carbohydrate metabolic process. Gene Ontology annotation, molecular function: glycosyltransferase activity. Lineage: Eukaryota; Metazoa; Mollusca; Bivalvia; Pectinida; Pectinidae. The coding region runs from base 1 to 1128 and encodes 375 amino acids. The record is from RefSeq and is a predicted model, not a curated record. The transcript has 7 exons.